UGAAAUAAGCAAUGAUCCUAUAACAUUUAAUACCAACUUAAUGGGUUACCCUGACCGACCUGGAUGGCUCCGCUAUAUACAAAGGACACCAUACAGCGAUGGAGUGCUGUAUGGUUCACCAACUGUAGAAAAUGUGGGCAAGCCAACCAUCAUUGAGAUCACUGCAUAUAACAGACGUACUUUUGAGACUGCAAGACAUAAUUUGAUCAUUAAUAUAAUGUCAGCAGAAGAUUUUCCAUUACCAUAUCAAGCGGAAUUCUUCAUAAGGAAUAUGAAUGUAGAAGAGAUGUUAGCAAGUGAAGUUCUUGGAGACUUUCUUGGAGCAGUGAAAAACGUAUGGCAGCCAGAACGUUUGAAUGCUAUAAACAUUACUUCAGCACUAGACAGGGGAGGGAGAGUUCCACUACCUAUUAAUGACAUGAAGGAGGGUGUGUAUGUUAUGGUUGGUGCAGAUGUUCCAUUCUCAUCAUGCUUACGGGAAGUGGAAAACCCACAGAAUCAACUGAGAUGCAGUCAAGAAAUGGAGCCUUCAAUAACAUGUGACAAAAAGUUUCGUACUCAAUUCCAUAUUGAUUGGUGUAAAAUCUCUCUGGUUGACAAUACAAAGCAAGUUUCCACCUUUCAGGAAGUGAUUCGUGGAGAGGGGAUACUGCCUGAUGGCGGGGAGUACAAGCCGCCUUCUGACUCACUGAAAAGCAGAGACUAUUACUCGGAUUUCCUCAUUACACUGGCGGUGCCCUCGGCAGUAGCACUGGUGCUUUUUCUAAUUCUUGCCUAUAUCAUGUGCUGCCGACGGGAAGGAGUGGAAAAGAGAAACAUGCAAACACCAGACAUCCAGUUGGUCCACCAUAGUGCUAUACAGAAAUCAACCAAAGAGCUCCGUGACAUGUCUAAAAACAGAGAGAUAGCAUGGCCUCUCUCAACGCUGCCAGUGUUCCACCCGGUUACUGGUGAGAUCGUGCCACCCCUUCACCCAGACAACUACGACAAUACGAGUAUGCCACUGAUGCAAACACAACAGAACCUGCCACAUCAGACUCAGAUUCCACAGCAGCAGAGUGCAGGAGAAUUUCGUAUGACAACAUUUCAAAGAUUUGAGGUAAAUGGUAUUCCUGAGGAACGAAAACUAACAGAAGCAAUGAAUUUGUGAUCAGAGAAAGCAGUAGUUGUCCUGUUUCCUUAUUUGUUCUGAUCGAUGCAUGAGUUUUCCUGGUGUCUAUUGUGCAUGCCCACAGUAUUAAGCCGAUUCCAGUGCCAGAGAUCACUUCCACGUAAUAAUGUACUGUAUCUUUUUGUACUUUGGACAUUUUUGACAAUUUGUAAACACUGAUAACUUUUUAUAUUUGUUACAUUAAGAAAAUAAUCUUUCAAAUAUAUGUAUUAAUAAAUAUCCAAGUUUUUUCUGUCUCAUGA
Messenger RNA from Meleagris gallopavo (turkey), 1413 nucleotides. Lineage: Eukaryota; Metazoa; Chordata; Aves; Galliformes; Phasianidae. The record is from RefSeq and is a predicted model, not a curated record.